Pomacea canaliculata is the source of this 2411-nucleotide messenger RNA. RefSeq names its product E3 ubiquitin-protein ligase RGLG4-like. The transcript is spliced from 7 exons. Bases 553 to 1503 code for a protein of 316 amino acids. NCBI's taxonomy places the organism in Eukaryota, Metazoa, Mollusca, Gastropoda, Architaenioglossa, Ampullariidae. The record is from RefSeq and is a predicted model, not a curated record.
GCAUCCGUUCAAACACGCUGUUACUUAGUCUGAAGCUGAAUACUCAUCAAGCACAGGACCUCCGCGCAAUGGCUUCGAUGACAAAUCGAGUGGAACAGCCUUCGCCCGCGGAACGUCCGGACUGAGCAUGCGUGGACUCUGGGUGCGUUCAGCGACGGUUGAAUCCCGUAGCAUAACAGUUGUGAGAGUCGUGCAUAGACAUAGAACACUCCUGGCGACCCUGGCCACACGGAUGCUCUCCUGAACGUAUCCUACUCCAUCCGGCUGCAGUGCGCACGCUCUGUGGUCACGGUCUGUGAGCAGACGACAGAACAGGUUACGUGCCUGUUAGGUUUUGUUUACUUUGUUUACGCACUUUGUCUUUGAGUUUACGAUGGAUUUUGCUUGAGACAGUGAAUCAGUGACAACUGCUCGGUUGUGCAAUCUACGUUUUUCUGCGUUGGACUGCGUUUGACUGUCAGUGUCACUCGUCGUAAAACGACUGUCACAGCUUGACACGACAGCAGGACGCAUACACAUCUCGAAAGAAGCAGCUGCUGAUUCCCCACAAUCAUGGAAACCGAAAUUCUUGUGAUUUCGGCGGUAGUCGCAGUCGUUCUCCUUUUGGUGUGUUAUCGAAAGCGGAGGAAAGUCGUUGAUGCAGCCGCCACAAGUCGUCAGGAGGUGGUGGAGGACUUCGUUUCAUCCUCAGCCGCCCAGACUACGGAAAGCGGUAACAGCAUCCUCCAGCUUUUUAAGGACGACGACGUAGCUGCUAUCGCAGACAGGUUCAACAGUCUGGAGGAGGUCAGCGACACCAUGCGCAGGGCUGGCCUGGAGUCGUGCAACCUCAUCUUCGGUAUUGACUAUACUGGCAGCAACUACAUGCAGGGUAAAAAGACGUUUGGUGGAAAAUGUCUCCAUCAUAUUGACUCUUCAGAGCUCAACCCAUACCAAAAGGUGAUCUGCAUUCUUGGUGAAACCCUGGAACCGUUUGAUGACGAUGGCUCUAUUCCAACCUACGGCUUUGGCGACACAUUUACACGAGAUCAUUCUGUCUUCUCGCUCAGCAACAUGGGACCGUGCCACGGUUUUCAGGAAGUGCUGCGUCUGUACAACGAGAUCACUCCCAAGGUCCGCCUCGGUGGUCCCACCAACUUCGCGCCCCUCAUACGACAGGCCAUCGACAUCGUCAAGAAGAAUAAAUCUUUUCACAUUCUGGUCAUCGUGGCCGAUGGGCAAGUGACUGCAGAGCGCGAUACCACUGACGCUAUCGUGGAAGCCUCCAACUGGCCCCUGUCGAUCAUCAUGGUCGGCGUGGGUGACGGCCCCUGGGACACCAUGAAAGACUUCGACGAAAAGCUGCCCAAACGCCGCUUCGACAACUUCAAGUUUGUCAACUUCAACAUCGUGGUGAACGAGACGAAGAACCCACAGGCUGCGUUCGCGUUGCACGCUUUGAUGGAAAUUCCUGACCAGUUCAAAGCCAUACGACGCCUGGGGCUGCUGGAUUUGAUUGAGUGAUCGAUGCUUUUAGAAGUUAGUUGAUGCUGUACGUGCUAAGUAUAUAUAAAUGUGCUUGAGAGAUGAAGUUGACGGUCGCCUUACUAUCACUCAUACAGCUGCAUGGUUAAAACGCACCAGAGUGGACUUAACAUUCAACUGCACGUUUUGACUAAGCACUGAACAGAAUUUAAAAUGAUUUAAUGAUCGAUGCGGUUUUAAUUCCUAAACCGCUCGUUCAUCCCGUUACCGUAUCAGUUACCUUCAUUUCUUUCUUUCCGACACAAAAGAGAGAUCAUGUGGUGACACUUUCUAAGUGUUUUCCACUCGUUACAAUAUAUCAUUAUUUCUGUUCUUUACUUAUGCAUCCGCAUAUCUUACAUUCUUUAUGAGCAUAAAUACAACAUAUAUUUGGAAGUUUGCAUACGGUGCAGUUUGUGUAACGAUUAAGUCUGCAUAAAUGGAGUACAUAAUAUAAUGAAGUUUGCAUAAAUGCGGGGUACACUGAAUUCAUUGAUGCGGAACCUAAUAUGUGUAAACAUGUAUUGAGGUGCGUUAAAUGAAGUCUGUAUUAUUGCAGUGCAUGUAUUGUCAUCCAUAACCAAAAUUAAUAUUUAACUCUUCUAGGUUUUUUACUAUUGUAAAUUUGUCUGCCUUGUAGACACCAUCUUCUUCGUUAAACUUUUUUCGAUAUCAUGAUGCAUCAGGAAGAAAGGGAAUAUAUCGUACUGUAGAUCUCUUUUAAAAGACUUUUACUCUUUUUUUUUUAACUGAGUAUUAAUCUAUAUAAUAUACGUUUCAUUGGAAAGAGAAAUUUUCGUUGGUUGCAUGGUGUGUGUAUUUUCACAUUAUUUUUAAAGUGUUGUUCUCUAUUAGAAAUUCUAAUAUUUAUGUGCUAACUUUCUCAGUAAAUUGUUGUAUCCCUAUAA